Drosophila sechellia is the source of this 3153-nucleotide messenger RNA. RefSeq lists its product as uncharacterized. The record is from RefSeq and is a predicted model, not a curated record. Bases 929 to 2929 code for a protein of 666 amino acids. NCBI's taxonomy places the organism in Eukaryota, Metazoa, Arthropoda, Insecta, Diptera, Drosophilidae. The transcript is spliced from 3 exons.
CAUAAAAGUUAAAGCUCUACUUUUGAUUUCCAAAACUAACUAGCCAUUUAGCCGAAUGACUCACGCAGCCAUCCCUAGGGACCCAUAUCACAGGAGGAAGUAACUAUUUUGAAACGCAAAAGGGAAUUAGGAACACAGACGACCGCUAGCGAUUGGCACGCACCUUUCAUUUUGCCGCGUAAGUUUGCCUGUUUUGGGAUGCCACCAUCAUUUUUUAUUUAUUCUAUCGGCAGCGGGGUCGGAAAGUAAGAGGGGUGUCCUAGGUGUUAGAUGAAAUGGAAAGCACACUCGAGAGAAUAUUUGGAGCACGUGCAGCAGCAAGUACAUUUCAGCACUUGAUGUGAUUUUAUUUACAUGGAAGACACACGACGGCUAGUGAGAGUGGGUGCCGUUUUCCAAGGAAAGUCCUACGCAGACAUGUUGGCGCCUGACCGAACGAUUGGUAAAUAUUUAUGCCCGAGAUGCCCGCGUCUAGAAUCAUCCACAGACGUGAAACUGGGUCACCGGUCGAAAAAAGCGGUUGGAACAUAAGCCCGUAUAGAGAGAGCGAAAUGUUGAUAAGGAUAGUCAGCCGAGGAUUUAUGUAAGCCGAAUCUGCUGUAGCCAGGAUAAUGACGGCUUCGAUACCGACUCGGCCUCCUAGGAUGGGAACACAUAUGCAUACAGAUGGCUAUAAAACGGUGGUUGAGACUGUUCAACAAUAUAUAUAUUUUAUAUGUAUGGUCGCAUAAAUCUCCAUAAGUACGUUGCAAACUUGUGACUAAAGUCAAUAUACAAUCGGCAAGGAAAAAGUAUAGAAUACUGCUAAAGUAGGCGGGGCUAUACUACAUUUUCAUAAGGCACUAUUCGAAAUUAGUUUUCUUGAAACGCUCAGAGAGUAAAUGUUAAGCACAAAUAAUUUAGGCUACUGUAAGUUUAGAGCGACAAGAUGAUCGAUAUUUUGUCGCUGCCGCGGCGAAAUAAGGUGUCCGGAAACCCGGCCCUGCUGAAGAUGAUAUCCUACAAGACUGGACUUCCCAUCAACAGUCUACCCGGAUGGGAGCUGAUCCCUCUUAACUGCAAGCUGCCAAUGCUCAAAUGUCCCGGCAAUCAGGUCAUAUUCUCCAAGAACAAGAUCGGACAGGACUUCAAGAGCGGUAAACAGGAGUUUGAGUGCUCCGUUACCGAGCACAUCCCGGAGUACAAUCCGCUACACGACUCCAACCUAAAGACGUUCUACUCCAACGAGCGCAAUCUGAAGCGGUUGAGGGAAAACGGAGAGAUAACGCAGGACAACGAUGUCAUCUGCAAUCUGAAGGACUUCAAUCAGCAUCGCCAGGAGCUGCACAAAUCGCAGUUGUACUACAUUUUGCAGGCAUACAAGCGCCGCGAGUCGGAGCAAUAUGAUCGAAUGCUGAUCGCCAACGCAGAGUCCAUCACAAAGAAGGAUCACCAGAAUCUCGCAGCCCGUCACCAGUGCACUGAGGAGGUUCUUGCCAGGAAGAAACUACAGGAGCAGGAACGCCACGAAAGAAAGGUCCAUCUGCUGAAUAUCACAUAUGAGAAGUUUAAGCGCUUGGAGAACCUGGCCACCAUGCAAAAUAUGUUGCUGGAGCACCGCAAGAUGCUGACAAACAUGCGUGUAGCUGCCCACAUAAGCAUGUGCCAGGAUUUGAUGAGAAAGCUAUUGAUCAAACAGAAGAAGCUCUUCCAGUUCAAAAAGGAUCGGUUCAACAAAAACAUGCGAAUCCUGAGGAAACAAAGGCUGGUAAAGAACACUGAGCACCAGAUUCAGUCGUGGAGGAAGCGACUUGAUGAGCGAAUUGCUAAUCAGCGUAGGAUCGAAUACCUCCUGCAGGAAGUGGAAAAAGAGCGCGAGGCGUUUAUAGACAGGCACAAAGCUCAUUAUAGGGAAAAGUGGCAGCGGAUUCAGGACGAGAUUAAAGAAAGAGCUCAAAAGGCCAUCACUGCUCGUCAACCCAAAAGAAAGCGCCGCAAGAAGAAGAAGUCGACACUCCAGGAACGAAAGCCAUCCUUCUGCGAUGAGUAUCAGGCCACCUUUGAGGGAUUGUUAGACAGUGACCUUUGUUACGCCUUGAAUGCAGCCAUUGCCAUGGAGGGUCAGACCGCUCUCAGUUUCGCACCAGACGACCCCAUCUAUAAGGCGGCACAAUACAUACUGGACUACAUAAUUUCUGGCUUAAACGAUGAUCUCAGCGAGGACGAGUGUGCCUUGCAGGUGCUGAUUUCGCGAAUUAAGGAUUUUGUCUGCGAUGCAAAGAAAUAUGUGCACUACAAAGCUUAUCAGAUCAUUGGAUUCGCCAGAGACCACAAAGCCAUGGAAGUGCCGCCAUCGAUGGCCAAGCAGCCCAAGAACCACUCGCGCGCCUCCCAUGUGUCGUUUAGCGGCGUAGCCAGCACCAUUGGCGUGGGCAGCUACGAGAUUCAUCCGUUCGUGGACGUCCGUCCAUGCAGCGAACGUCGGGCCACUCCGGCGGGAUCAUUAGCCUCUCUGGUAGUCAGCCAGAUCGGGGAACAGGUAAUACAGGACAAGGUGCGCCUGCCGCAUCUAAAUCGCAACCAGAUCGUGUUCAUAGAACACUACCUGGUGAAGUUCAAGCGGGAUCUACUGGUGGGUCUGGACAAGCUUGUCUUUGCAGCGAUUCAGUGCCACUUUGAAAACCGUAUGAUGGAGGUACGCGAGGAGCUCCUGCUGCUUGACAGGAACUAUUUGUUCGAGCAGAUUGCCAGGGGCAUCCUCAGCUAUGCGGUUAAUCCGCUUAACUAUCAGUCGGUGCUUAAGCUGGCCGUGAGCGUCCAGUCGUGUGAAAUCAUCUGGGAGCUGCAGCAGACGAUGCUCAAGCCAGGCAUCGAUCCCCGGGGCCAGAAUCACCCAGUGUCCUGCGGCACCGAACAGGAACGCGAGACCCUGGCUCUCUGCAUACCCUAGGAUCCUGUCAAGCAGACAGGGGAAGGAAAAUGGAUCUUAAAGCAGGAUGCCUUAGCUCCGGCGGGACGUAGCCCUAAAAAUUACUUGUAUAUUUCGUUUCCGAGGCACUUACAUACUUCAGAGUCCAGGAAUAUUCAUUUUAAAUAUGAUGUCCUAAAUUUAUGUACUAUACUUUCUUUUUUCGUUUAAAAUGCUUCCUUAUAAAUAAGUUGCGUAUAACUUCA